This is a messenger RNA of Protopolystoma xenopodis, 159 nucleotides long. NCBI's taxonomy places the organism in Eukaryota, Metazoa, Platyhelminthes, Monogenea, Polystomatidea, Polystomatidae. The record is from the annotation of a GenBank genome assembly.
AUGGCGAGACUCACCGACGAUGCCGACUACGAUGCCGGCGAAAUGUCUGGGAAUGUACCACGUCCACGGUCCUACUCUGAAAAUCAUGAUGCAUACAAUGGACUCCUGACUAGGUGCGUUCCUCUACAUCUUACUACCAAUACUACUAGUAAUGUUUAA